Messenger RNA from Rhopalosiphum maidis (corn leaf aphid), 1368 nucleotides. RefSeq lists its product as uncharacterized. Gene Ontology annotation, molecular function: nucleic acid binding. Lineage: Eukaryota; Metazoa; Arthropoda; Insecta; Hemiptera; Aphididae. The coding region runs from base 1 to 1368 and encodes 455 amino acids. The record is from RefSeq and is a predicted model, not a curated record. The transcript is spliced from 4 exons.
AUGAAUACUUCACAUGAAGAAUCUCCACAGUUUGUCACACCAAAGAAAAAGAAUCCCAAGGGGAAACCUGUUAGCAGUAACCAGAAAUCAAUGAUUAUCAAUCACUAUAAAUCGAUCUUAGAAAAUGGCAGUGGGAUAAAGUUCCGUGAGAUGAUCACAAAUAUUUCUAAGACUACUGGAAUUGAGUACCACACUGUGCGUAAAACUAUAGCAGAGUACAAAACUACGAAAUCUGUGAAAUCACCGAAUCGAAAAAGGCAAAAACCUGGUGUGGUUGAUAAAAUAGACGACUUUGACAAAAAUGCAAUUCGAAGAAAGGUGCAUUCAUUUUGGUUGAACAGAGAAAUUCCAACACUGCAAAAGAUUUUAAUUGCAAUAAAUGAAGACGAAACCAUGCCAAACCUUAAAGAGACUUCUUUAAGAAUCAUACUUAAGAGUUUAAAAUUUAAGUUUACAAAACGCAAGAGAAACAGUAUACUAACGGAAAGACGUGACCUUGUUAAUUGGCGCAGAAAUUAUUUAUCAUCAAUUCGUCGGUUUCGGGAAGAAGAAAGACCCAUCUAUUAUUUAGACGAAACAUGGAUAAAUACAGGGGAUUGCGCUAACAAAGUAUGGGUCGACCAGACGGUCACCUCCCAUAGAAUGGCAUUCCUGAAGGGUUUAUCUACGGGAGCACCAAAUCCUACCGGUAAAGGUAAACGUCUAAUUGUACUUCAUAUUGGGUCUGUUGAUAGUUUCGUACGUGGUGGACUAUUAUGUUUCGAGUCAAAGAAAAAUACAUCCGAUUACCAUGAUGAAGUGAAUGGGCAGACGUUUAAAGAAUGGUUCGAAGAAAUAUUGCCAUUGCUCAAGGAUAAUGCGGUUGUCGUGUUGGAUAAUGCACCGUAUCAUUCGGUAAAAUCGGAAAGAGUUCCAACAAUGAGUUGGAAAAAGGCAGAUAUUGUCAAUUGGUUGCAUUCUAAAGGUGAAGAAGCCGAUCCAUCAAUGUUGAUUAAAAGUGAUCUAAUGGAUAUCGUGAAUCGUCUUAAAACCAAAUACAACAGCUAUGUAAUAGAUGAUAUUGCAAAAGAAGCAAGGAAAACGAUUUUGAGACUGCCGCCCUAUCACUGUGAACUUAAUCCUAUAGAACUGGUCUGGUCAAAGCAUUUGCUUCAUCAAGCAAUUGAUAGGGUAACACCGGAAGAUUGGCAGAAUUUUAUAUCCCACGUGAAGACUGAAAAACAAAAAAUAUGGAGUGUCGAUUUCAUAUGCGAUGAGCUUACCGACGAACUACAGUUGAAUCCAAACCACGUCCUUACCAUAGGUGAUACGUCCCACUCAUCAUCCGACAAUGAUAACGAUGACGAUGGUUGUUGUCCAUUAGAAUAA